Mugil cephalus (flathead mullet) is the source of this 1337-nucleotide messenger RNA. It is a transcript of the gene tppp2, whose product is annotated as tubulin polymerization-promoting protein family member 2. The record is from RefSeq and is a predicted model, not a curated record. Gene Ontology annotation, cellular component: microtubule. Gene Ontology annotation, biological process: positive regulation of protein polymerization; microtubule bundle formation; microtubule polymerization. Gene Ontology annotation, molecular function: tubulin binding. NCBI's taxonomy places the organism in Eukaryota, Metazoa, Chordata, Actinopteri, Mugiliformes, Mugilidae. The coding region runs from base 160 to 696 and encodes 178 amino acids. The transcript has 4 exons.
CCUCCCUCUCUGUAUCCCUCCAUUUGUGUCGUCAUUGUGAGAAAGCCUGGGAGUGGCCGGACAGAGGAGAGGCAGAGAACAAAGAGGAAACUGAGGACAACCUUCAUCAGGAUUCUCCUAAAUAUUUACGCAGCAUCCUUUUUCAUUUACGGCAGCAGCAUGGCUGAGGGCUCAGUGUCCGUAGCAGAGGUGGAGACAGCUUUCCAGAAGUUUGCAGUCCACGGGGACACCAAGGCCACGGGGAAAGAGAUGAACGGCAAGAAUUUUGCCAAGCUCUGCAAAGACUGCCGCAUCACUGAUGGCAAGAACGUCACCACCACGGACGUUGACAUAGUUUUCAGCAAGGUCAAGGCAAAAUCCGCUCGUGUAAUCACGUUUGAGCAGUUCAACCAGGCCCUGACCGAGUUGGCUCCCAAACGGUUCAAAGGCAAGAACAAAGACGAGGCACUUCAGCAGCUCUAUGGUCUCAUUGUUGGGAAGGAACCUACCAAUGUUGGAGUCACGAAAGUGGCAAAGGCAGCGGCAGUGGACAGACUGACAGACACCACAAAGUACACUGGUUUACACAAGGAGCGGUUCGACGAGUCAGGCAAAGGGAAAGGGAAAGCCGGGCGUGAGGAAAUCCCAGACACCAGUGGCUACGUGUCAGCUUACAAAGGCAGCGGCACUUACGACGAAAAAGUCAAAGAAGCAUAGUUAAGAACAUUUUGUUUAACCAAUAAGCCAAAGUAAGGCUGCUACGAACAAACACGUACUGGCUUCCCUAGUCCCUAUUAAAAUCAAAAGACAUUAGUACAGAAAUAACACAUAGCAUGUUCAACUAAUCAGGCACUGUGAAUUUUGUGUUGUUUGACAGGGACCAAAACACAGCUUGCUUUGUGUAACUCUGCUUUUUAUCAUGCACUAACACUGUGCCUUACUUAAGCUAUACACUACUUAAAUGUCUAUGAUAAGAUGCGCUGCUAUGCUUAGUUAUCUUGGUGCAACAGGAGAUAAUUUAGCUUCCUUCAUGAAAUGACUGUAGCCGAGCUUUACACUUUAUAUGCCAAUACGUGUUGCUACAAGACCAAUCAGUGCCCAUUAUUAUUCUUGUGAUGGAAUCUGUUCAUGUCAUGAAGUGAAUGUAUUAUGUCUUUAAAUAGCUUGUAGAAAAAUAAUGUAAUGAGUGGUGAAGAACAGUUAGACUCCACUGAUUAUGCUAAUGUCAUCAUGCAGUUCACAUCACAGUAUGUGUCCUUCUGUGUUGUCUUGUUUUCUUAGUGGGUUUCUCCCAUAAACAAAACAAUGCAUUUAAAGGGAAGCAAAUGUAAGAAUUUAAAUAAAUACUCAAAAAUAAA